AUGGCGAACUACAGACCUACCUACACCGACGAGAACGACCUGGGCAAGAGGCACCAGGACGUCUUCUCUUCGCUCAAGGGUCGCAUCCUCGUGAACGCCCGCGCGUACUACAACCACACCUAUCCGCACGCCACUCGCUUCGACCUGAUUACCACUAGCGAUAGCCCCUCUGGACGCUUAGAUAGCUUGGAGUACCGCGCUGCACUGAUCGUCUACCCUAAUUCAAUGAGUAGGGAGUGGAAACUUCUGUACAAGAGCAAUGUGUGUCCCCCCAUCGAAGACGCGGCGUUCGAGAUUUGCUACUGGGUGGAAGAGGACAUAAAAGAGGUGUUCGAUGAGGUCUUGGAGGUUGGUAGGUACGUGGCAGUGAGGAGGAGGAAGAAGACUACAGAACCGGUGGGAGAGUGGACUGCAGCAUCAGCAGCAGUAAAGAAGUCUACAGCGUCAGCAACGAAGGAUACUACAGCGUCUGCGAUGAAAAACACUACAGCGUCUGCGAUGAAAAACACUACAGCGUCUGCGAUGAAAAACACUACAGCGUCUGCGAUGAAAAACACUACAGCGUCUGCAGCAUACAACAACGUUGGACAGGGCGAGGCAACGGGACAAGAAACCCUUUGGAAGAGCAAACACACCGUUCGAAACCCCACGAUACCCUCCAAGGAUACUGUGGACACACGGGUCAUCGAGGAAUAGCGCAGGAGAAGAGCAAGGACACCACCUUCCAAUUCAAGCCUUGCGGUACGGGCGAAGUGCCGACGAGUAGCAAAAGUGCAGGUUCGACCGAUGGCAUUCCUCUCACGGUCGGGUUGAAGCGCAAGUUCAACACUGGCACCGGCAUAGAGAACAUCAAGCGUGUACGAGCCG
Macroventuria anomochaeta is the source of this 867-nucleotide messenger RNA. RefSeq lists its product as uncharacterized. The transcript is spliced from 2 exons. The coding region runs from base 1 to 696 and encodes 231 amino acids. The record is from RefSeq and is a predicted model, not a curated record. Lineage: Eukaryota; Fungi; Ascomycota; Dothideomycetes; Pleosporales; Didymellaceae.